GUCGUGUUGCAGCAGGCUCUUUGGUCCUGGGGGUGGUGUGAUUAACUCGCAAUUGGGAAUAUGGCUGGAGGUUGUUGUCAAGGUAUCUUUAGGUCCGUUGACGCAAACCCCCCGUUCGCCCAAAUGUCCUCGGCCCUCCAUGCAUGCUCGAAUCCCGGAAAAUAAGUAGUUGUGAAUGAGGGAGAGUCUAAUUUUUUUUUCUUUCUUGGGUCAGCGCCGAGAUUGCCAGUGCCGGCCGGGCGCGGGUUUGAGCGCACUGCAGCCAUCCGUGCAUAUCGCGCACAGGUCUAUCUAUAGAUCGAUAGAGGCUGGUAUCCUGCCUAGAGCAAGUACUGUACAAGGGGUGUUAGCAAAAUCAAGAUCCGGUCGCUUAUUUAUAAGUCUUUUCAGUCGCGGACAAAUCAGAAACGAGCGCUGAUUUUUUGACUCGCGCUCGAUCAUUGGCCCGCCUAUUGUAAUCCUUUCCUUUGUUGCAUGAUCCAGGCGUCUGCAUGUUUAGGCCGCCAACCCAUAUUCCUGAAUGAGA
This is a messenger RNA of Cantharellus anzutake, 526 nucleotides long. RefSeq lists its product as uncharacterized. The transcript has 2 exons. The coding region runs from base 176 to 418 and encodes 80 amino acids. NCBI's taxonomy places the organism in Eukaryota, Fungi, Basidiomycota, Agaricomycetes, Cantharellales, Hydnaceae. The record is from RefSeq and is a predicted model, not a curated record.